Molecule: messenger RNA, 4722 nt
Organism: Eremomyces bilateralis CBS 781.70
Lineage: Eukaryota; Fungi; Ascomycota; Dothideomycetes; Eremomycetales; Eremomycetaceae
Exons: 3
Coding region: 245-4504 (1419 amino acids)
Biological process (GO): protein transport
Source: RefSeq, a predicted model, not a curated record
AUGUCCACCAUCUCGCCAUUUUAUCCUGACUUCUAUUUCCCCUCCAUUCCUGAUGCCACCUCCUGUUUCCCGUGCCUGCUAGCCUGUGUCAGACCACGCCCUUGUUAAUACUGCUCGACCGAAUCUGCACCGCGUCCGUUGGCGUGGAAAGCCUGGUGAAAGCAGACGUGCUGCAUCCGCGCAGUGAAAUCCUCACCACCGACUGGCUUGCUACAACGUCAGAUCGGACCCAUUAUCUGCCAGAAUGGCCGGUCAAGCAAAUGGGCACGCCAAAAGGCCCAAGAACGGCGAUUCAAACCCUUCCUCGCAAUUAUCACAAUUGGUGGAGAAGCCCUCUGCCAGAAAGAGUAGAACUCGCCCGCGGAGGAGCUUUUUCGGCUGGCUUUUCAGCAAUGUUGUUAGAAUUACCCUAUGGUACAUAAUUAUUACCACCGCGUUCCGAUGUCCCUCAAGUCCCUCCGAGUUGAACGACAAUUCUCCAAAGAUCUGCAAGCCAUACUUCAUUGCACGAACACACACCGACCCCUAUACUCGACCAUACUACGACUAUUACAUUUCCCCUUAUGCCGAACGCGCUCAGCCCUAUGUUUCCCGAUUUCAGAAGCAUAUUUACACGCCUACAUCAUACUUCGUGAAAGGCAAAUAUGACGUGUACGGGGCGCCUCGUGUGAAACAAGCACAAGUUUACCUUGAGUUGGAAUGGGAGAAACGAGUGAAGCCGCAGAUGGACAUAGCAAAAGGAGCCGUUCAAGAAAAAUAUGACCAGAACCUGGCUCCGCAUCUGGAGAAGGCCACCGAAGUUGUUCAGCCUUUGGUGGAAAAUGCGAAAUUGCAGCUUAGCGAUAUCUAUACCGGCUCCAUUAUCCCGGCAUACAAAUUUACGCUUCCAAUCGCACAGAGAGCAUAUGUGCAAGGCCGUGACCUUACCGUCAAUGUGGCCUUGCCGUAUUUCUGGCAAGCCCAUGACUUCACCAUCGUCUUCCUCAACCGGACGGUUUGGCCGCAACUACGAGUUCUCUACGGGGAAAACGUCGAGCCCCAGUUACUGAAGAUUACCCAACGGCUCGGACGCUAUAGAGACACAAAAAGUAUUCUAUCUGCCGCGGAUGAGGCGAGUCCGACAUCACUCUCAAGCGCGGAAGAUGCCCCCCUGGCGGACGCUCCUAUCGCAUCUACACCGACUACCGGUACAACAACUUCCAGCAGUUCUGCCUUGCCAUCAAGCUCGGAAACAAUGUCACCGGAUGAUGUCCGCGAAAAGAUCGAGUCGGACCUUCGCACCUGGCAAGGAAAAUUCGCAAAAGCUGCAGACAAAGGAGCGGAGGACCUGGAAGAACGGGUUCGCGAACUCACAGCGAAGCAGGUGAACAACCAGGUCGAAGGUGUCGGUAAAGCUCUGAUCGUGCAACUCGAACAGACGAUCGAAUCGAGUCUCAAGAAACUGAAAAGCACUAUCAAGAACAUUGUGCAAAGGCUACCUAGCGAUCCUGAAGAAGAGGAAAUCGAACAGGCUUGCAACGAGUCAGUGUUGGCCAUUCGAUCUGCAGGAGGGUCCAUUAAGGAGAGAGCCCAGGCGAUCCGAUCUUGGAAAGCGAACUUUAACAGGGAAACGCUCGACUUGGUCCAGUCGGCAUCGGAUUCCACACUUGAGGUCAUCGAUAAUAUCCGGGACCUUGGUCUGCAAGAGAUCGGCAUGAGAUGGGCCUGGAUGGAGGGCGUCACCUACAAGGACUGGUCGAAAUAUCAUCAGCUCAAAAAGACCUUCGAUGAAUGGAGAGAUGAAGUUCAAAGCGUUGCUCUUCAGCAUGAAGGUCUGCUGCGAGCGCAAUCUGAAGCCGAGGCGCUUGAAGAUGAGGGCAUGCUGCUAGCCGAAGAUGCUGCUAGAGAGCUGCUUCGGUUGAAGGAUGUAGCUCGGUGGAAAGCGAUUUCAAAGGACGAUACCGACGACUUUAGCACAAAAUCCAUCCCUCCGAUUGUGAUCAAAAAGGCGAAAAAGGCGACGGACGUUGCGAAAGAAGCUGCCGCUGGAUUGAGCAAUUCUUCCUCCUCUACUGCUGGGUCUCUUGAGUCCGCUGCCUCUGUUGUGACGGAGGAUCUGCCUUCAAGCGCCACGUCAUUAUCUGGUGAAGAAUCUGGCUCUUCGACCAGUCUGCUGUCGAAAGCAUCAGAAGCGGUUGUUGGCUCCGAACAGGGAUCACUAGAAAGCGCUUCUUCUGCUGCAAGCUCGUCCCUCUCGGACUCAAGUAAUAGUGCGUCAAGUAUGCUUUCUGCCGCGAGCUCGAAUGCCGAGAGUGCUCAAGGGAGUGCUGUCUCAGCAGCGAAGGAGAAGGUCGAUCAAGUCAGCGGGGCCGUGAUUGGGACUCCUGCUCCCCCCUUGGAAGACGCAUCUUCAAGCGCCAGCGAUCCUGCUUCCGAGGCUACCGAGUCAGCUGCAAGCGCAACCAAGCGGGUCCUGGGCGGUGCUGAGGCACAGUUUGUCCAGGCAAGAGAGGUUGUUCUUGAUUCGCCUCUCAAUGACGACGACGCAACGUUGGGCGAGAAAGUUCAAGAGAGGCUCGAGCAACUAUCUAGCAUAGUGAGAGAAGCUAUCGUUAGGCCUUCCAGCACACAUGGUGCCGUGGAGUCCGCCACUUCAGUUGCAUCCGAGAAGUUCGACGAAGGAGUUGCAGCCGCAUCAAGCAUCCUUUAUGGAACACAGCAAGGUGCGGUCGAAAGCCUAACAAGCGUUGCUGCCGAGCAGUAUGCAAGUGCUGUCACGGCGGCAUCUUAUGCGAUCUACGGAACGCCAACGCCGGUGCUGCAGUCCAUGAUGGCAGAAGCGUCUUCUCGUUAUGAGGAGGCUCUCCGCGUUGCCAGCGAACAAUACGGCAUUGCAAAGAAUCGUGUCGAACAGCAGAUCAGCGGAAAGCCUCAGCCGGUGCACGAGAAGAUGCUUCGCUCUGUCGGGGAUGCGUACUCCGACGCGGUUGCGACCGCGAGCUCCAAGUAUAGCUCAUUAUUCUCGACGUCCACCGUCCAAGUCAUAUAUACUCAAAAGCCAACCGCCGCCCUCUCCAGCAUAUCCGCGGUCGCAUCGUCGCAGCUCUCACAUGCCCUUGACAUCGCAUCCACUCAGUAUGCCAGUGCCACCAAGGCUAGUGGCCUGGAACCUACUCCGGUCCGCAAGCAGUACCUUGCCGAUGCGCGCCGGCGUUAUUAUGAUUCCAUCGGCCAGGCUCACGCACAGUUCGAGGAGUUCUUGGAUUCGGCCGAAAGCAUCGUGUACGGCACGCCUACGCCGGCUUAUCAGAGUUUCUUGAGUCAUGCCUCAGAGGCCGUGGUGGGCACACAAACUCCGGCCUACGAGUCCUACAUAUCGGUCGCGAGCGCUAACUACGAUUCUGCGGUGGCUGCGGCCUCCUCAGGCUUUUCUGCGGCCUUGGACUCUGCAAGCUCGGCAGCUGGGGUAACCAGUCAACCUCCAGCGCAAAGCGUUCUCGAUGACGCAUCGUCAUACUACAGUUCGCUCACCUCUGCUGCCGGUUCUUCACUUUCUCAAGCAUCUGAACAAGCGAGCAGUCAAUUUUUGGGGACGGCCACCGGAAAGGCUGAGCCGGUGGCUUCCCAAGCUUCCCAAAACUUGGAGGACGCCGUGUCGAGGGCUAGUGUGGCCAUCUACGGCACUACGACCCCAUACCAUCAGGCCGCCAUUUCGCAGGCCGGUUCCUAUGCGGCCGUGGCCACAGGCGCUGCAGCAGCGCAAUACUCGUCACUACAAGCGCUCGUCUCGGAACUUAUCAUCGGGCGAGAACCGGAUUACACCGAAAGUGUGAUGAACAGGCUAUCGUCGGCAUACCAUACUGACUACCCAGCGAUGGCUUCCGUUGCUGCCUCAAUGGCAGACGAAGCCUACUCUCAAGCCUCCGCUGCCGUUGCAUCUGCGUUCACUCCUCCCCCAAUUGUCGAAUCCAUCAUCAACGCCGCCGCCUCCCAAAUGAACUCGGCGAUCGAAGCCGCCAGCAUCCAGCUGUACGGCACGGAGAAAGGCUCCUUCGAACAGGCGACCGAGGCUGCGUCAAGCAAAUACAGUUCUGCAUCGAAAGCAGCCAGCGAAGCCAUCUAUGGUACUCAGCCUGGCUUUAGCGACGCCUACCAGAGUGCGGUCGCCAACGCCGCUAGUUCGGCAUCCAGCGCCAUCUCCGUCGCCAUCUACGGUACGCCGACACCCACCCUCUCCGGUGCUGCGAGCGUGUAUUCGAGCAUCACCGCUGUGGCGGGAAGCGCCGCGGCGGAGAACUACGGGGCCAUCCGGUCGAGGUUGAGCGAAGCGGUGUAUGGGGAGGAGCAAGGUGCGUUUGAGAGCGCGACGAACCGUGUCUCGGGUGCGGUGGAGAGUGCGCGGGCGAGGUUGUCGAAGAUGAUGGAGGAUGCGAAGGAGCAUGCGCUGGGUGGGGCGCAGAAUGUCGGGCAGAUGGUGGAGGAUACGGCGAGUACGGUUCAAGAGCGACAGAAGGAUGAAUUGUGAGGAGAUGUGGUGGAGAAGCGAGGAUUGAGGGCGAAAAACGAAUGAUCAGUGAGGAUGUGACGAUUAAUAGCGAAGAGGAGGACGGUAUUUGCGGAAAUUGAUCGAUAUGAGCAAGAGAAAGCACGUUUGAUGAAGUAUAUGAAGAUACUCCACAUAGUUUUGGCAUUUCCUUUGUCGUUGUUAUUCUCUUCUGUCCCGCACUGUCUCCAAGUCCCUGU